GUCAAAAAAUUUGGAAUUUUACCUAUAAAAUGUUUACAAACGAACUUUUUGGAAAAUAUCGUGUUGUUUUAGUUGCAAUAUGUGUCAACAUGAUGAGUUUUACUAUUGGCACUUAUGUCGGUUGGACGUCACCUGUAAUGCCAAAACUUAGAGACCAAACUGCAGAUAGUCCAUUGAAUGUUGGUGUUACAGCUGCACAAGAAGGUUGGAUUAGUUCGUUGACAUCAAUCGGAGCAUUUGCUAGUUCACUUUUUGUUGGACAAUUGGCAACCUAUGUCGGACGGAAAUGGACUCUUCUAGGUAGUGGAUUUAUCAUUGCUGCCUCUUACCUAUUUUUAAUAUUCGGAAAACAUAUUUGGUUCAUUUAUGUGGCACGUUUUCUCCAGGGCUUUGGAGGAGGCGGUGGAGCAGCAAUGGUUCCAAUGUAUGUUGGUGAAAUAUCCACCGAUGAUACCCGAGGAGCUUUAGGUUCUCUAAUUACAAUUUUCAUUGUUGGUGGAAUCCUCUUCACUUACAUCAUCGGUCCCUAUGUGAAUUACUUGUCACUUCAAAUUUGUUGCAUGGCUGUUGCAGUAUCGUUCCUCGUAACAUUUGUAUUUAUGCCCGAAAGUCCCUACUACUAUGCAAUCAAAGGACGAAAAACCGAUGUUAUCAAAUCUCUCCAACUUCUACGGGGAAAGAACGCCCAAGAUGUUGAAGAUGAAAUGUUGAAAAUCCAAACAGAAGUCGACGAAUCCAUGGCAAACAAAAGUGGACUUAUGGAUCUUGCACGAAAUAGCGUCUAUCGGAAAAGUGCAUUUAUUGUAGUUGGUCUGCUAGUCUUCCAGCAAAUGAGUGGUGCCACUGCUGUGACAUUUAACAGUCAAUCAAUUUUUAUCAAUGCUGGUUCAACAUUAGACCCGGCUGUUGCAACAAUCAUUCUUGGUGUAGUUCAGCUUGUAUCGAAUCUCAUGACUCCAUUUGUUAUCGAACGCACUGGACGUAAGACUAUUCUCUAUGUUUCGGCAAUUGGAAUAGGAGUUGCUUUGAUAGCCCUCGGAACGUUUUUUUACAUUCAAGCCUUUAAAAAUGCAUCAAAUAUACUUUGGCUACCAGUACCGGCUCUAAUAAUGUUUAAUGCUUUCUAUGGUUUUGGAUUUGGGCCAAUUCCUUGGGCAAUGAUGGGUGAAAUGCUUCCCUCGAAUAUCAAGCCAACUGUAACGUCAAUAGCAUGUUCAUGUACUUGGGCAGUGACUUUUGUCGUAACACGUUGGUAUCCAGAGAUAAAUGCUUUGGGUGCAUAUUAUGCAUUUUGGAUGUUUGCAGGAUUUGUUGGAUUGGGAAUUGUUUUUAUAAAAUUUGUUGUAAUUGAAACAAAGGGAUUGAGCUUGCAAAUGAUUCAAGAAAAAUUAAAAGGCUCAACAUGAUUUAAAUUAAUUAAUUGAAAACAAAGAGUUUAUGGC
Molecule: messenger RNA, 1442 nt
Organism: Episyrphus balteatus (marmalade hoverfly)
Lineage: Eukaryota; Metazoa; Arthropoda; Insecta; Diptera; Syrphidae
Product: facilitated trehalose transporter Tret1-like
Exons: 5
Coding region: 30-1406 (458 amino acids)
Biological process (GO): carbohydrate transport; transmembrane transport
Cellular component (GO): membrane
Molecular function (GO): sugar transmembrane transporter activity
Source: RefSeq, a predicted model, not a curated record